AUGGAAUAUACCACCGCUCAACAUGAUUAUGAGUUAAAAUUACUCGAAGUCUCAUCUAUCAUGCAAACCGUGCCUGGAUCACUUAAGAAAAGCAAACAAAGGAAACGAGAAAAAGAAAUAGCACAGAAAAAACAAGAAGAUACAGAAAUCUUAGAAGAGUUAUUUAAUUGUGUCAAAACUAUAGACCAUGCUAUAUACAUGGAAUACCACAGGGAAGAAGUUGGUUUAAAAUAUCAGCCUUGUGCCCUUAUGGAGGAUCGAACACUCAAACGAUGUGCCAAUGAUAACGGCAACUUAGACACUUUCUACGGUCAUCAUAAAAAUAAAAAGGUUUGUAUGAUAUCCACCUUAAAGGACUUGGAAAUGAGUUCAUCUGACAAUAUUAUCUAG
Rhizophagus irregularis DAOM 181602=DAOM 197198 is the source of this 390-nucleotide messenger RNA. RefSeq lists its product as uncharacterized. NCBI's taxonomy places the organism in Eukaryota, Fungi, Glomeromycota, Glomeromycetes, Glomerales, Glomeraceae. The record is from RefSeq and is a predicted model, not a curated record.